AUGUUUGCGAAGGGUGCGGUGUGGUGCCUGCGCCCCCAGGCGCGCCCUCAGGUCGCGCAGCGCCGGAGGGGCGCGCUGGUCAUCCGCGCAGCCACGUGCACCUCCAACGACUUCAAGAACGGCCUGUCCAUCGAGGUCGACGGCAAUCCGUUCAAGAUCACCGAGUUCCUGCACGUGAAGCCCGGGAAGGGCGCUGCGUUCGUGCGCUCCAAACUAAAGUCCUACCUGACUGGCAACACCGUGGAGCGGACGUUCCGCGCGGGGGAGACGGUCACGCUCGCGGACAUCGAGCGCAAGGACGUGCAGUUCACGUACGUCGACGGCGACACGCACGUCUUCAUGGACAUGGCGACGUUCGAGGAGGUCCGCAUUCCGUCGGGCAGUUGGGCCAAGUGGCUCAAGGAGGGGAGCGAGGUGACGUGCGUGUUCUGGCAGGGCAAGUCGCUCAGCGUGGACGUGCCGCUCACGCUCGAGCUCAAGGUGGAGCGGACGGACCCGGGCGUCAAGGGCAACACCGCGCAGGGGGGGUCCAAGCCCGCGACGCUGGAGACGGGCGCGCAGAUCAAUGUGCCGCUGUUCAUCGAGGAGGGCGAGCUGAUCAAGGUCAACACGGAGAACAACGAGUACCUCGGGCGCGUGAAGGAGGACAAGUGA
This is a messenger RNA of Pedinophyceae sp. YPF-701, 654 nucleotides long. NCBI's taxonomy places the organism in Eukaryota, Viridiplantae, Chlorophyta, Pedinophyceae. The record is from the annotation of a GenBank genome assembly.